This is a messenger RNA of Drosophila innubila, 730 nucleotides long. RefSeq lists its product as uncharacterized. The coding region runs from base 40 to 696 and encodes 218 amino acids. The record is from RefSeq and is a predicted model, not a curated record. The transcript is spliced from 3 exons. Lineage: Eukaryota; Metazoa; Arthropoda; Insecta; Diptera; Drosophilidae.
GAAUUUAUCUGAAAUUAUUUUUAUAGAAAUUUUUUAAACAUGUGCGAGUCAUCCAUAUCGGACCCAAUGUCUUUUUUAUAUUUGGACAUGCUAUCCACCAUUUUAAUAAAUGAUACAAAGGAAUUCGAAAAGCUCUUUGAUACCAAAGUAAACUUCAUACGUGAGCAAGAACAUAACUGUCAGGAAAAUGCAAAACAACUUGCUUUUGUAGAUCAGUUUGUGGACACCUUAAAAAAUUGUGUAUUUCAAACGGAACUGGAAUUGCAGGAAAACGAAUUCGAAUUGCUCGAGGCGGAGAAAAUUAUUUCGCACUACGAAUCAUCAUAUGUAGACGCUUCGACAUCUUUAACAUUCACUAAUAUUCAAUUCAAGUACAGCAACUAUCUGGUUCUUUUAAAGUUACUUCUGUCAGCGGAUCGUUCAGCUGCACAGUGCAACAAGCUUAAGGACGAUAUCGAACAGUAUAACAUCGAGGCCUACAAGUAUUUAGAGCCCAUUAAGUUGAUCACCAAGAUCAUGGACUAUCAUAAAAAUACACUGGACAUGAUGGAGAAUCAGAUAAAUAAGCUGGAAUGCAUGACAAAAGAGGUAGCUAGCAAUUAUGAUGAAUUAAACAAAAGACUAAAAAUUAGCAGCCUGACAACCAAGUGCACAUGUGAAAUGGCCAAUGUAAUUAAUGAUAUAUACCAGAACUAGGCCUUAUUAUAGCAUUAUUUCUGUAUGAAUUUAC